This is a messenger RNA of Serinus canaria (Common canary), 1791 nucleotides long. RefSeq lists its product as uncharacterized. The record is from RefSeq and is a predicted model, not a curated record. Gene Ontology annotation, biological process: regulation of DNA-templated transcription. The transcript is spliced from 6 exons. Bases 1 to 1791 code for a protein of 596 amino acids. NCBI's taxonomy places the organism in Eukaryota, Metazoa, Chordata, Aves, Passeriformes, Fringillidae.
AUGCGAGCGGGCUGCAUCCGGGAAGGGCUCGGCCUGCGCUCGCAGGGAACGGGGACAGGACGGGAGGGAACGGCUUCAGGGGAGGGACACCGGGACAAUCCCUCCAGGGAAGGGCUGGGCCGCGUUCGCCGCUUCCGGGCGCCGCUUCCGGCUGGGCCAUGGCGGCGCUUCCGCUGUGGGCGGGGCCUUUGCCGGAAGCGCGUGCGGGAGAGGCGGCGGGAGGCGCCGGGACCCCCCCGGAGCCCCCGGGCCCCCCGAGACCCACGGGGCACCCCGGCCGCCAUGGCGGGGCAGGCGCAGGUGUCGAUGGCCUUCGAGGACGUGGCGGUGUUGCUGAGCCGGGCCGAGUGGGACGCGCUCACGGCGGGGCAGCGGGAGCUGUACCGGGAUGUUGUGUCCGACACCUACGAGCUGCUGACCUCUCUGGGUUAUCCAGGCCCCAAACCUGACAUCCUGCACCGGCUGGAGCGCGGGGAAGAGCCAUGGAUCUGCUCAUCCCCAGGACACGCUGGGAGCUGGCUGGAGGAGCCUUCCUCUGGCUGGUGGCCCAGUGCCAGCGGGUACCAGGGGUUGGAGACCUCUUGUCCAGCAGGAUGGAGCACGUUGUGGUGUCUCCAGGACAAGAACUUCCAGAAGUUGUAUGACUGUCACGAGGGAAGGAGUGAAUUCCCGUCAGAAGCAGACAGUGGAGUGGGGAGCCAAGCCCAGCCAUGGCCUGUGAAGGAGGAAGUGGAGGAUAAACCUGGACCCAUGGAAGACCUAACCCACAGCGGGACAAUCCCGCUUCAUUCUAUGAUGGAACAGCAGAGCCUGCAUCCUUGGGAAGAGAUGUCGGAUGGCCCUGGGGAGAGGAAUCACGGGAAUGCCCAAAACCAUGGACACAAUGUCGGAGAGGCAACGCUUCUCCUGGGAACCCAGGGGCUGCGGGUGGAGGAGCGGCGAGCGGCAGUGGCGAAGGACCACGGCUACUGCCUCCGGAGUGAGCCGGGCACGCCCUGCACCCCCCGGCUCUGCUGCCUGUGGGAGCACAACUACUGCCAGCAGCGCUGGGAUGGGGGCAGCCGCGAAGCCGCGGGCAGCCGCGAGGCUGGGGGCAGCCGUGAAGCCGCGGGCAGCCGCGAGGCUGGGGGCAGCCGUGAAGCCGCGGGCAGCCGCGAGGCCGGGGGGAGCCACAAGGCCGGGGGCAGCCGCGAGGCCGCGGGCAGCCGCGAGGCCGGGAGGAGCAGCGAGGGCAGCACCCUCCAGGCUGUGCGCCGCCGGCUGGCACGGCGGCAGUCCCACUGGCGCAGGACAUUCCGGAGAGCCAGGGAGAUCCUGCGGCACUACCAGCCCUAUUGGAGGUUGGGGUUUCCCUGGAGAGACCGCUCCAGCUCCGGCGGUGCCACACAGGGGACAAAGCCCAGGGUUUGUCCUCCGACGGAUGCUGCCGCGCCGCGCCAGCUCCAGCACGCCGGGAAUGCUGAGGGGGUGACAUUGGACGCACGACGUGCCCCGGAGGGGAUUUUGGGAACUGGGAGUUCACCCCCUGCCCAGAUCCUGGAUGCAGGGGUGGGGAAGGAAGUGAAGCCUCUGGAGCAUCCCGGUGCCAGGCAGGAGCUUGAAGGAUAUGCGGAACUCCAGAAAUCACAGGAGGUGUCACUCCAGGAUGUGUUCCGGAACGUGCUGAAGGCGGUCAGGUACAUACUGGACUCCCUGUGCCAGAAGUUUGAGCUCCAGGGGGUCUCCCGAGGGAAGAGCAUCUGGCCCAUCAUCAUCCAGAUUGACAACUUGACGGAGAUCAGGAAGCUCUGA